Messenger RNA from Xiphophorus maculatus (southern platyfish), 625 nucleotides. It is a transcript of the gene muc5.7, whose product is annotated as cell migration-inducing and hyaluronan-binding protein-like. The record is from RefSeq and is a predicted model, not a curated record. Bases 1 to 591 code for a protein of 196 amino acids. The transcript has 5 exons. Lineage: Eukaryota; Metazoa; Chordata; Actinopteri; Cyprinodontiformes; Poeciliidae.
AUGGGAACAACCAAUCACUUGACAGGGGUCGGUGCAGAGUGCUGGACCCAAUGGUUUGAGAUUGAUAAUCCCUCAAGAAAUGGAGACAGGAAAAAUCUUGCCAAACUUCUCCGGAGGUAUCCUGGAAAGAUCUGCCCGGACCCAUUCGAUAUUGAAGCUAGAACACUGUCUGGUCUAACUCCACAAGAAGCAGGAGACAUAAUUAAAAUUGACACAAACAUAAGAUUCAUCUGCAGAAAGAGAGACCAACCUGACAGAGAGUGUGAGGAUUAUAAGGUUCGCUUCAGCUGCCGUCUUCCUUACUGUGGUGACAUAGUGUGUUGGACCAAGUGGUAUGAUAGAGAUGACCCCUCUGUAACCAGUGACUGGGAGAGUCUGGAGUAUCUGCAAAGCGAAAACCCAGGAGAAAUUUGCAAGGAGCCUUUGUAUAUCGAGACUGUUACCACCGACACCUUGAGCCCGGCUAUCUACACAGGGGAGAAAUUCUUUGUCUGCAGUCCAAAAACAGGUUUUGUUUGCCGUCGAAAGGACAAAAUGUCUAGCACCUGCAGUGACUACAAAGUUCGGUUUGGAUGUCCUUGUGGAAACUGAGCCACGUCUCUACCAACAUGAGAAAGGAAAAGGG